Alligator sinensis (Chinese alligator) is the source of this 5291-nucleotide messenger RNA. RefSeq names its product nuclear prelamin A recognition factor (gene NARF). The record is from RefSeq and is a predicted model, not a curated record. Bases 341 to 1543 code for a protein of 400 amino acids. Gene Ontology annotation, cellular component: lamin filament. Lineage: Eukaryota; Metazoa; Chordata; Crocodylia; Alligatoridae. Gene Ontology annotation, molecular function: lamin binding. The transcript has 12 exons.
AGAGGGCGGGGCGGGCGAAGCGGGCAUAACAAAGGGCGGUCGCGCGCCGGGUGACGGGGCUUUGUACCUGGCGCGUCCAGCCCGCCCGAGCCACCGGGCCCGCCGAGCUGCCAAUGAAGUGUGAAAACUGCACCAAGAAGUGGUUCGCAGCGUCGUGGGGUGUUUGCAUGUUUGCUGCUGUUGUAUUUACUCAAAUGAAUGUAGUAAGAAACAGAAAAAUGAUGACAAGCAAAAUGCAUCUGUUGAUACCCUAAGUUCAAAUGACGAAGAGAAAAAUGAGUUCCAUAAGUUGGCUAAUGCUAAAAUAUUCCUUAGUGACUGCCUAGCUUGUGACAAUUGUAUGACAUCUGAAGAAGGAGUUAGGGUUUUCCAACAGAAUCAGAAAGAGCUUUUCCGCAUACUCAACCUUAACAAGAAAUGUGAUGUCUCAAAACACAAAGUUUUGGCAGUGUCUAUAUGCCCUCAAUCAUUGCCUUAUUUUGCUGCUAAAUUCAAUAUCUCUGUAAAUGAUGCAGCCAAGAGACUUUGUGGCUUUCUCAAAAGUCUCGGGGUACAUUAUGUAUUUGACACCACUAUAGCUGCUGACUUCAGCAUCCUGGAGAGCCAGAAAGAAUUUGUGCAGCGCUAUCGCCAACGGAACCAGGAGGAGCAUGCCUUACCGAUGUUUGCCUCUGCUUGCCCUGGUUGGAUCCGGUAUGCUGAAAGGGUACUUACCAAUCCAGUGACUCCACACAUUUGCACUGCAAAGUCUCCACAGCAAAUCAUGGGCUCCCUGGUGAAGGGUUACUUUGCCAGGCAACAGAAUCUGUCUCCAGAUAAAAUGUUCCAUAUAAUUGUGGCACCUUGCUAUGACAAAAAACUGGAAGCCUUGCGGGAAGAUUUUUACACUGCCUUGUAUAAUUCUCAGGACGUCGAUUGUGUGCUAACAUCAGGUGAAAUUGUCCAAAUAAUGGAGCAGAAAAAUAUAUCUAUGACAGAUGUGACUGAAGUAGCUGUAGACAGUCUGUUUGGUGACAUAAAAGAAGUGGAUAUAGUAAGACAUGAUGGGAAGAGAUCUGAUGGUUACCUAGAGCACAUCUUUAAAUAUGCUGCAAAGGAGCUCUUUGAUAUGGAUGUUGAUGAAAUCGCCUACAAAGCACUAAAAAACAAGGACUUCCAGGAAGUUGCCCUGGAAAAAGAUGGUGAGACAGUGUUGCGUUUUGCAGCAGCUUAUGGCUUCAGAAACAUUCAAAACAUGGUCCUGAAAUUAAAAAAGGGGAAGUUCUUGUAUCAUUUUGUGGAAGUUCUUGCAUGUCCUGGAGGGUGCUUAAACGGAAAAGGCCAGGCCCAAACAGAAGAUGGAAAACUAGACAAAGCAUUGCUUAACCAGAUGGAGGAAAUGUAUGCUGCUGUCCCUGUAAGGCUUCCAGAAACCAACAUGUAUGUGCAGAAGCUGUACCAGGACUGGCUUGAAGGGAUGGAUUCCAAGAAGGUCCAAGAAACUCUGCACACCAAAUACCAUGCCAUGAAUCAAACUGUGAACAGCUUGGAUAUCAAAUGGUGACAAAUGAGACUCACAAAAGCUUAAAGACUUGCAUAGGUUAGCUAUAAAUUCAGCACUGAAAUCAUUCUAUGCAAUUGCAGAUGCUAUGCAGUAGCCAGGUGUAUAAACGAUACAUUUUCCUAAUUGCAGACCAUACUCUCAAAGAAACAUUGCUUUUUAGGUAGGGGGCUGGUUUGUUUGCCCCCUUCUCCUUCCCCCCCCAUAAAUGCCUUGGUGUAUUCUGGCACCUGCUAGACUUUGCGCUUGAUCUCCUGUGUAUAUGGGGCUUUCUAAUUUGCCUAGGUCCUGAUCUUGCAAGGUACUGUGAGCACUUUUUGCCAGGUACAAAGUGCUUUCAACUCCCAGUUAAAUUAUUUCAGGUCAGGGGUUCUCACCACUUUGCAGAGCUGGACCCCUAAUAUGGGGGUCUCACCUAACCCUUGUGUGUUAUUACUUUCAUCAGAGGAAAGUAGCCACCACAAGAUUGUUGAAGUUAAGGGUACAAUGUUAGGACUCCUUUUUUUCCUAAAACGCCACUUUAUGUGGUGACAAGUGAGGAAUGUAAUGAAUAAAUUAAAUCUAUUUAUUCCAGGAGCAUUACAUUUUAAGUUCCUAUACCAAAACCAAAUGCUGGCAGUCGGCUUCCUAUUGACACAUUAACCCUGGGAUUGGGGUUUGCAGGCGGUCCUAAAUCCUGUUAACUUCUCUCUCUAGUUUUUCAUAAACUAGAACCCUGGUUGAAAGUGAAUUGCUUGCAAUACAUUUUUUUUUAUUUUGUCUGACUUCAUUAUGAAAGUGAGACACUGAUAGCAACAUUUUGUCUGUCUUCAUAUGGUAUUAUGUGCCCACUAAAAUCCACACUGCCCCUAUGCUACGAGAUUUACAACACCUCUGCUGUUUUAUUUUCAGCUAUUCCUGAGAACACACCAGAUUGUGUUGUCAUUUUGUAAUACUGACAGUCAUUUCUCUUCCUUUGAGUGCCUCUAAUUUUUAAAAAAAUCUUAAUUUGUGGAAACUAGUGGGCUAAUAGAACACAGUACAAACUGAAAUGCCUAAUCUGGGUGAAUUUUAGUUUUGCUAUAUGUUGUAUGGAUGUCUUGUUUAAUUAACAUCUAAAAAGUGGUACUUGGUAUAACCUUCCUUGCACUCUCAUAAUUCAUGGGGGUUAUGUUUAAGAAUGUGAUGCAAAAUUCCAGCUAUCAAAGUCGUCUUUCAGUUUUAUAGAAACGUGUAUGCUUUUGUGUGUUUUGGGGUUUCUUUUAUUUUUUUCUAUUGGCCUUCUUUAACAAAAGGAGUUUUUAACUUGCACAUUCCAUUUCAGAAAAUGUGGAUGGGCUUUGUCAUGAUCUGAGGAAGUGUUUUAAAUGCACCUAACUUGUAAUCGGUUACUGUGCUUGUGUGUAGCAGCUGAUGUUACAAGACCCCUAAAUUCAAGAUCAGGAUCGAGCCCUCCACUAGGAGUCAUUCACUGCUUCCUUUUUUAAUAACCACCAGCUUAAUGGUACAUAAAGAAAGCUUUUGCCAUUUAUUAUUAUGUAUAGCAACAGGGUUGCAGUGAGAAACAAGAAGUGGUACUGAAAACAUAUGUAACCUGUUAGAAGAAGCCAGUGGUAUAAAAUGGACCUGUUGACUCAAGUGUGGCUUCCACCUAGGCUUCCUCUCCUUCAGUAAUAAUUAAUUUCAAUAUAAAGGGAUGUGUUCUCCUUCCAGUGCAUGUAGAUUUGACUGGUAUGGCUACCUGCAUGCACAAAAUGAUUAUACCUUUUAAGUAAGCUUUUUAUGGGAUUCAUUUUCAUUAAAUAAUGUAAAAUGUUACACUUUAAAGUGGUGCAAUAACUGAACACAGCUAUAAAAACAAAUAAAUAAAAAUCUACCUCCAUACUUGAGAAGGAGUCCAGAGGAGCAGAGAGCUUGGGGGUGGGGAGAAAUAUCUUUUUUUUUAAUGUACCUAUACUAAAAAUGAUCUGUGUAUUUUCAUGAAGCUUGUGAACACAGCUACUUACAGCUUAUUUUCUGGAAACAACAUAAGAUCCCUUCAGUUUCAUUUUCUUGAUCCAGUAUGAUUUCCUCAGUGCUUCAAUUGAAUUAACUUGUAAUUAAAUGUUGUUCUAUGGUUGUAUAUACAUUUUUCUCUCUCUGUAUAUAUGGUUUAUAGCUGGAGGAUAUGUUUAAAUUAUAUAUAUAUUAUUGCUUCAGUCCUGUGUAUAUUAUGUUUCAUUUACAAAGGAAAAAAGUGCAUGUACAUGACAACAUGAAAAAUAGCUUUGUUUAGAUUUCUAAUUAAAUCUUAGUUCUUUACCAUGCUGUGAAAGAGCUGCUUUCCUCUUCCAAAGUGUGUUCUCAAGUUUAAGUCUAGAAAGAAAAAAGAAAGUUCUUUGUUUUGUUAUGCAGCUGUCUGAUAGUGCAAGUGAAGCCCUUCUGCCACUGUACUUCAGUGCAAAUGCCAAUGGCAUUUAAAAUCUAUUUCCCUGUAGAAGUGUUGCCACAGGAAAAGUUUCAAAUGGAACAUUAAAUCUGGCUCAAAAAAAUGCAAGUUGCUCUUUUUCCUAUUUAUAUGGGAAAGCAACAGCUAAACAUGUUUACAAAUAAAAUAUUUUUCUACUUUAAAUGUAGAAUGCUCCAUGCCAUUAAAGUAAUAGUAAUCUAUUAAUAAAAGCUGUGUAGUAAUUGAAUGCAACAACAUCCCUUGAAAGAAAAGUGCUGGGGAGGGGGGCAGCACGGGUUAAAUGUUCAAUUAACGGAACAGCCUUAAUGGCUACCCAGAAUGACUAAUGACAUGACAAUUAAGGUGUCUGGUUUGGUAGUUGUUGGGAGGCCUCUUGUUUAAACAAGUUUUACACUUUUUUUUUUUUUUUUUUUUUUUUCUUAUAACUUAAAGAAGAAGCAUCUCUCAAAUAUUGUCUCCCAUUUAACUGUCUGCUUGUAGAAAAAAUGUUUUUAAUGGCAGAACUAGAAGCUUCUUUUCUGGAGUGGUGUUUUGUGUUUUGUUUUUUUGUUUUUGUUUUUUGUUUUUGUUUUUUUUUUUCAUUUUGGGUAGAAUUCAUCAUGGUAAAAGCUUCUUGUAACUUUAGAUAGGUAUGUGGAAACGCUUACAAUUCUGGCCUUUAAAACUAUAUGAAGAAAGUUACUUGUUGAGAGUGGGUGCAACAAGAUAGCUUCUGAAGCUGCACUGAAUUCAUCCUAGUUCCAUCUAUGCCCUUGAGCUGUUUUUCAGCAGCAGUUCAUUUACACUUUUUGUUGAUAAAGGCUAUCUACAUUAGGUGAAGUUCCUAAUAGCCAUAGCCAUUGUGUUUCAUUCCCGGUUGAAUGUUUUGCUAGGCAAGCUAUUUUUCUCUUAUCCAGAAAUACACUUAUCCAGUUGUUAAGCAAAGCAAACAUCUGUAGGUGGGAAGGAGGGGGAAGUUGGCCAAAUAAAAUUACUAAAUUGAAUUAGGAGGUUGUCUUACAUGCUGUAAAUAUUCUGAAGUGUAAUGUGCCAGUGGUGAGAGGUAUUGUAUUAUAGUAUUUUUCUGAAGACUCUAACAGAAAGUAUAAAUAUUGUAAAGACAUUGUGCCAAGACCUCUGAAAUAGGAGUUUGCCUCUCUGUAAGCCAGUAAUCCAUAGCAUUUGUUUGUCAUGCAUUGUGAAGAUGAACUUGGGCUGUAUACCUAAUAAAAACAGAUGUCUGUACACACUUGGCAGCUACUGCCGGAUGAUAUUUAGAUGACAGCAAGUUAUUUAAACUUUGGUGCUUUGUAUUUCAAAUAGUACAUUGCCCUAAUAAAUACU